ACACCAAAGAAUGUCAAUGUUUUUCUUCCGUUUGCAUAAUCUUCAGCGUGCUGAGGAGAAUAAACGUAAAAAACGCGCCGAACAGCGUCAUCGACAGCAUCAGCGACGUGGUGCCAAAGUGUUUCGUUGUGUCAGCGACUCAGCGGGCCACUUGACACUGGCACCAUCGCGUCUCUUCGAAAAGACACCCAUGAGUCCAUCGGAUAGUUUAGAUGAAAUUGCAUUACAAAUACCCAGAGUCCGAGUGGAAUACUAUGUUAAUGAAAAUACAUUCAAAGAAAGACUGCAACUAUACUUCAUUAAGAAUCAGAGAUCAAGUUUACGAAUACGUAUUGCUGAUUUAUUUUUUAAAUUAUUAGCUUGUGUUUUGUACAUUUUACGUGUGAUAACGGAUACAAAUCCAACAUAUGCCACAUGUUAUGGCUGUAAUGUUAGCAAUAAAACAGAAUUUUUAGAAUCGGCGGAAUUAACGGAAGAGGAAUUUCAAGAGAAUCCCAUUAUAAAUUGGGAGGCGAUAUUGUGGGUUAAUCGUGCCACUGUCUUAUGGGCUGUUCAAUUAAUUUUAGCAUUAGUUUCACUAACAGAAGCCGUUCUAUUAACAUAUCUUGGCUAUAAGGGAAAUAUAUGGCAACAGAUUUUGUCAUUUCAUUUUAUAUUAGAAUUAAUUACGACAAUACCUUUUGCAUUAACGAUAUUAUGGCCGCCUUUAAGAAAUUUAUUUAUACCCAUAUUCCUAAAUUGCUGGUUAGCAAAACGUUCUCUCGAGAACAUGUUCAACGAUUUACAUCGUGCCAUGCAAAAAUCACAGUCCGCCUUGUCACAACAAUUGACAAUAUUGUCAGCCACACUGCUGUGUUUAGUUUUUACGAGUGUGUGUGGCAUACAACAUUUUCAACGUGCUGGUCAUCGCCAUUUGAAUUUAUUUCAAUCAACGUAUUAUGUGGUUGUCACCUUUUCAACGGUUGGCUACGGUGAUUUUGUACCCGAUAUUUGGCCUUCGCAGUUGUACAUGGUCAUAAUGAUAUGUGUGGCAUUAAUUGUAUUACCAACACAGUUUGAACAACUGGCCUUUACGUGGAUGGAACGUCAGAAAUUAGGUGGCAGUUAUUCAUCGCAUCGUGCCCAAAGUGAAAAACAUGUGGUAGUUUGCUCAACGACCCUGCAUGCCGACACCAUAAUGGAUUUUCUUAAUGAAUUUUAUGCUCAUCCUCUGUUGCAAGACUACUAUGUGGUAUUGCUGAGUCCCAUGGAAUUGGACACCACAAUGCGUAUGAUACUUCAAGUGCCCAUUUGGGCACAAAGAGUUAUUUAUAUACAGGGAUCCUGUUUAAAGGAUGGUGAUUUAGCACGAGCACGCAUGAAUGAGGCUGAAGCAUGUUUUAUUUUAGCCGCACGCAAUUAUGCCGAUAAGACUGCUGCCGAUGAGCACACAAUAUUACGUUCAUGGGCUGUUAAAGAUUUUGCACCCAGUGUACCGCAAUAUGUACAAAUCUUUAGACCUGAACAUAAGCUGCAUGUUAAAUUCGCCGAACAUGUUGUGUGUGAAGAUGAAUUUAAAUAUGCUUUGUUGGCCAAUAACUGUACAUGUCCUGGAGCCAGUACAUUAGUUACACUAUUACUGCAUACUUCAAGGGGCCAGGAAGGUCAGCAAUCGCCCGAGGAAUGGCAUCGUCUGUAUGGCAAAUGUUCUGGCAAUGAAAUCUAUCAUAUAGUGUUAGGUGAUAGUCGUUUUUUCGGCGAAUAUGAAGGCAAAAGUUUCACCUAUGCCAGUUUUCAUUCACAUCGAAAAUAUGGUGUGGCUUUAGUUGGCGUACGUCCAGCACAUUUGCCAGAAUUCUAUGAAGAUACCAUACUGCUGAAUCCCGGCCCCAGGCAUAUAAUGAAAAAAGAUGAUACCUGCUAUUACAUGAGCAUAACAAAGGAGGAGAAUUCUGCAUUUGUCGUCAAUCAAAAUCAACAAAAUCAAAAUGCAGAUCCAGCAACGGGUAAAGAUGGUGGUGCAUCAGAUAAUCCUACAUCUGUGAUAAUCUCGGAUUCAAAGCCGAAUCUUAAAGAUACCGCUGUAACAUCGACAAAUGCAACGCAAACGCCAGCAGCAACGACAACAACCACUGUCACCAACACUACGACGAUACCCUUGAGUUUGGGUGGUGGCAGUGGGGGAAGCGGAGGAGGCGGUGGUGGAGGUACAUCAACACUGGGGACUAUGGGUAAUACGUUGGGUAUAAAUACGGGUGUGGGUGGUGGAGGUGGUGGCGGUUUAACAGUAGGCUCAAGUUCUUUAACAACUGGAAAUCAUUUAGAACUACCACAGUCGGGUAAUCCCAAUUUAUUAAGUCCGGAUAUUUUAAAUCAAAGAAGAGGCAGUCGACGACCUUCCAUCUUACCCGUGCCUGAUAUGUUCACCUCCUCCUCAUUUAGUAUAUCCGGCAAUGAUGAUGGCGAUGAGGGUGAUGAAAGUGAUGAUGAAAUCGAGGAUGAUGUACCCUGGCGUUCACCUUCUGAAAAAAUUGCCAUCGUUAAAGGAUUUCCUCCCGUGUCGCCGUUUAUUGGUGUUAGUCCCACGCUCUGCUAUUUACUCAAGGAGAAGAAACCGUUAUGCUGUUUACAGUUAGCACAGGUCUGUGAACAUUGUAGCUACCGGAAUGCCAAAGAAUACCAGUGGCAAAAUAAAACAAUCAUUUUAGCUGCCGAUUAUGCCUCGAAUGGUAUAUAUAAUUUCAUCAUACCUUUGCGUGCCCAUUUCCGUUCGAAAACCUCAUUAAAUCCAAUUAUAUUGUUAUUGGAGCGCAGACCGGAUGUGGCAUUUUUGGAUGCUUUAUCAUAUUUUCCACUGGUUUAUUGGAUGUUGGGCUCAAUAGAUUGUCUAGAUGAUUUGCUAAGAGCGGGCAUAACAUUGGCCGAAAGUGUGGUGGUUGUAAAUAAAGAACUCUCCAAUUCAGCCGAAGAGGAUUCACUGGCAGAUUGUAAUACUAUAGUGGCCGUUCAAACAAUGUUCAAAUUUUUUCCUAGCAUUAAGAGUAUUACAGAAUUGUCACAGAGUUCCAAUAUGCGUUUUAUGCAAUUUAGAGCUCAUGAUAAAUACGCUUUACACUUAAGUAAAAUGGAAAAGCGUGAAAAGGAACGCGGCUCUCAUAUCUCAUACAUGUUUCGUUUGCCAUUUGCUGCCGGUGCCGUCUUUAGUGCCUCAAUGUUGGAUACCUUACUCUAUCAAGCAUUUGUCAAAGACUAUGUCAUCACAUUUGUAAGACUAUUAUUGGGAAUAGAUCAGGCGCCGGGUAGUGGAUUUUUAACAUCGAUGCGCAUUACCAAGGAUGACAUGUGGAUACGUACAUAUGGCCGUUUAUAUCAGAAAUUAUGCUCGACCACUUGUGAAAUACCAAUUGGCAUAUAUCGUACUCAGGAUACUUCCAAUACGGAAUCAACACAUGUGAGUAAUUCACCUGUAGACAAAUGGGGACCAUUUUCAGCUUUUGGAAAGCACUGUGUGCGCUUGCGACCAUCGUCGUCUAUGUUUUUUCAGUAUUCGAUCAAUUUGGCCGAUGAGGCACGCGAUAAUCAUGCCCAGCAAAUCGAAAGGGCAGAAAUAGCGAAUUUAGUGAGAAGUCGCAUGGAGUCAUUAAAUUUACCCACCAUUGAUUAUGAUGAUGUUAGCGAGAAACGCAACCAUUUAUCGUAUGUGAUAAUCAAUCCAAGCUGUGAUCUUAAAUUAGAAGAAGGCGAUUUGAUCUACCUAGUGCGUCCUUCACCCUUCUCGGCGCAGAAGACCUUUGAACGUCACAACUCCCGACGCAAAUCCAACAUAUCAUUUUGUUCCAACAUCAAUCUGGGUGCUGCCUGUGGCCCGAAUGUCGGCUCUGUGGGUGUCAAUUCGAGUGCUGGGGCCGGCUCGAGACGUGGCUCCGGCAUGGGCUUAAAUCCCAUGCAAAUGCAGAGUGUUCAAACAUUGGCCGGGUAUGCUUCGCCACGCUGCACGCCGCCAAUACAACAAAUUAAAUCCAAUUCUCUUUCUCUACCCGACAGUCCUACAGUUGUUGGCUCGCAGCGCGGUCGGAGUAAUUCAUUACGGAUUGAUAAUGACAUAUUAUUGAGACGUUCGUCGUCGCUGCGUCAGGGUUUGCCAAAUGUUGGUGUUAAUACGGGUAGAAGAAAAUCGUCACUGGAGGAAAUAGGCAUUAGUCAUUUUACCACCUUAAUGCAGGCCACUAAUCAUACUAACCCCAUUAAAAUCGCUCUCAAUGGUAGCAUAGGCCUAGAGAAUCGUAUCUCAUUACAGGUCACACCGCCCGAAGAGCCCACACCCAUUCUGGGUGUACCCUGUGUUAUGCCUUCCGGCCAAGGUGGCGGCAUCAAUCCCUCGACAUUGGGUGGCGGUUCAUCUCUGAAUAUCAAUAGUGUGGAUUUGUCACCCAACUCCAAUCCAAAUUUACCCCUGCAAAUACCCCAGGAUCAGUCGCAAGGUGGCUCCGGUUCACAAUUGCCCUCACCGCAGCAUCUGCAGGGUACAAUUGUAUGAUACAACCUAAUGUGGGGUCGCCGACUCCGCUCUUCAAUAUCAAAGAAAAACAAAUGGAUUUAAAAUGCAGCCAAACAAGAGGACAGAGCAUUUAGAUGGAGGAGUGGGAUCCCUUAAAAAUUAUCCCCCUCUCAUGGUUAAAUAUUCAAAAUCAACGACUUGUACAUUAAACUAUAUAGAUUUUUGUUAAAUUAAUGUUUAUUUUGUAAUUUUUGUUUUUUGUUCUUAGAUUUUAAGCAAAAACCCAACAACAAAAAAAAACUGACACUAAUGCUAAGAGAUUAAGUAGUUGGCCUUCUUUACUAAUUAUUUUUUUCUGAAUAUGUUUCCUAAUUAAUGUUAAGUAUUUAAAAGUUUAACGCCCCCAUUAUUUAUAAUAAAUUUUUAAAUUUUCCCAGGACUUAUAAAACCAAAUUUGUUUUAUAAACCUUUGAGAAAUUUAAAAAUUUAUUGUGAAUAAGACCUUAAAACAUUUAAUUUGUUGAUGUGU
Molecule: messenger RNA, 5006 nt
Organism: Calliphora vicina (urban bluebottle blowfly)
Lineage: Eukaryota; Metazoa; Arthropoda; Insecta; Diptera; Calliphoridae
Gene: SLO2
Product: slowpoke 2
Exons: 25
Coding region: 11-4516 (1501 amino acids)
Biological process (GO): potassium ion transmembrane transport
Cellular component (GO): plasma membrane
Molecular function (GO): outward rectifier potassium channel activity; intracellular sodium-activated potassium channel activity
Source: RefSeq, a predicted model, not a curated record